Messenger RNA from Neopsephotus bourkii (Bourke's parrot), 558 nucleotides. RefSeq names its product scale keratin-like. The transcript has a single exon. Gene Ontology annotation, molecular function: structural constituent of cytoskeleton. The record is from RefSeq and is a predicted model, not a curated record. Gene Ontology annotation, cellular component: intermediate filament. Lineage: Eukaryota; Metazoa; Chordata; Aves; Psittaciformes; Psittacidae. Bases 16 to 381 code for a protein of 121 amino acids.
CUCUCUCACACCAAGAUGUCUUGCUACGACCUGUGCCCACCAAGAACCGGCGUUGCCGUCCCCCAGCCCAUCGCUGAGAGCUGCAACGAGCUGUGCGCCCGCCAGUGCCCCGACUCUUCAGCCUUCAUCCAGCCACCGCCUGUGGUUGUCACCUUCCCCGGCCCCAUCCUCAGCUCCUUCCCCCAGCAAGCCGUGGUGGGCUCCUCCGGAGCACCCGCCUUUGGGGGCAACCUGGGGCUGGGAGGCCUCUACGGUGCUGGGGCCACUCAGGCCUCAGGGGGCCUCUGCACCUUUGGCAGACCCUACGCUCCUGCCGCCUGCAGCCCUCUGGCUCUGCCCCGCUACAGCCAGAGGCUGUGGGACUCCUGUGGGUCCUGCUAGAGCAACUGCUAUAGCCUUCGUAACUGUCAGUAAUGUAAGUACUUAGUAGAAGCUAGUCAUGCCCAGUGUUGCAAUGAUUAAUCUUUCCUAUUAGCUCUUCUUUUUCUGGGUUUAAUUUUUUGUUUCACUCAAGUUUCACAUAUCUUUUCCCUAAUAUGCUCUUUUGUGUGUUUUCAG